Molecule: messenger RNA, 1854 nt
Organism: Rotaria sordida
Lineage: Eukaryota; Metazoa; Rotifera; Eurotatoria; Philodinida; Philodinidae
Source: the annotation of a GenBank genome assembly
AUGUUUCUUCUUGUUCGUUUAUUCAAUAUUGAUCUGAUUCGUCAUUAUUCUAGUAGUAGUCGAGAAUUUUUUGGUACAUUGAAAAAAUCUUAUCGUUCAACAAAAUUAAAUUUAUUUAUGGCAUCAAAUAAUCGAACAUGUUUUAUCUUUGAUAAAGAUGAUUCAACUAAAAUUCUUAUUCAAAUGGUUUAUGAAAUACCUUCAACAAAAAUACGUCGUCAAUUUAAUUUAUUACGUUCUAUUGAUGAACCUGUUUCACAAACAAUACAUCGUUUAAAAUCUAAUAUUGAACGUGCUAUUAUCAAAGAAAAUAAAUUAAAUAAACGUAUUAAAAAACAAGAGAGAAAUAUAACAUCUGAUCAUGAAAAUCAAUCUACAAUUGUAGAAUUACUUGAUAAUAAUAAUAAACCAAUUGAUGAAAAUCAACUAAAUAAACAAGCAUGGAUUAAUUGUCGAAAAUUAUUAAUUAAUCAACAAUCUUAUAAUGUUGAAUAUAAUGCACCAGCUGUUAUUAAAUUCCGUUUUCCUGAUAUAAUUCUAACAAAUACAAUAAUAACAGCAAUUGUAGAAAUCGAUUAUGGUGAUUGUGAAUAUUCAUUAUUUGAUUGGUAUGUUACAGAUGAUAUAAAAACAAAAGAAAAUGAUGAUGAUUAUGAUGAUACUCAAUGGAUACAUGUACAUCGUGGUCGUUUUUGUAUAUUUGGUGAUGAACAUGUUAAUAAAUUUGUACGUCUUGCAUGUUUACCUCGAAAUAAUUCGUUAAGAGAAGGUAUGCAAGCUGAAUAUACAUCAAAAACACGAAUUAUUCCAUGUCCAAUUGAUUUACCAAUGAAUACAAGACAUCAGUUAACAACUGAAUAUUUUCCAAUUGAUUCAAAUUAUAUUCGUUUAGUAUCUUAUAAUAUAUUAGCUAAUGGAUAUGCAUCAUCAACUGGUGCUCAACCAAUAAUCUAUCCAUAUUGUCCAGAAGAUUAUCUUCAACAUGAUUAUAGAAAACCACUUUUAUUAAAAGAAAUUUUAGGAUAUCAUGCUGAUAUUAUAUCAUUACAAGAAUGUGAUACCUCUUUUUAUGAACGUGAACUUUCAUUUAUAUUAAAACAACAUGGAUAUUUAGGUGAUCUUAAAAUAAAAAGUCAUUCUGUAAGAGAAGGUGAAGCCAUUUUUUAUAGAACAGAUCGAUUUACUGCUAUUGGUACUCAUCAUAUUAAAAUAGGUGAAUAUUUACGUGAUUCGGAACAUUUGGAAUAUAUUCGUCAUCGUUGUUCAUUAGUAUCAGAAAUAAAUACCAAUUUAUUAGAACGAAAUACUGCAUUACAAAUAUUAGCAUUACAAAUGCAAGGAGAAUCAAAUGAAAUAUUUCUUAUAUGUAAUACACAUUUAUAUUUUCAUCCUCAAGCUGAUAUUGUUCGAUGUUUACAAGUUAUGAUUGCAUUUGAACGUAUCAAAGAAAUAAAACAACUUUAUGAACAACAAAAUAAAAAUGUCUCAAUAAUAUGGAGUGGAGAUUUCAAUGCUAAUGUGACAUCAUUAGCAUUUCAUCUUCUAUUUACAGGUGUUUUGUUAACCGAUAUUAAUCAUCGAUCAUAUAAUGAAGAUUAUGCUAAAAUAAUAAAAGAUUUUGAUUAUAAAAGUUCAAUAGAAUUAAGUACUUAUUCGAAUUAUGCUUAUACUAAUUAUAUGUUGAAUUAUCAUGCUGUUAUUGAUCAUAUUUUUUAUGAUUCAAAAAAAUUUAAUUUUCAACGUGCUAUACCAAUGCCAACUGAUGAAGAAGUUACAGAAUUUAUUGCUUUACCAUCAUGUAAAAUUCCAAGUGAUCAUUUGGCUGUUGUUAUUGAACUUGAAAUCAUUAGAUGA